Lathyrus sativus (Indian pea) is the source of this 1938-nucleotide messenger RNA. The record is from the annotation of a GenBank genome assembly. Lineage: Eukaryota; Viridiplantae; Streptophyta; Magnoliopsida; Fabales; Fabaceae.
AUGUCUCAAUCAUCAUCAUCCUCCAUGUCUCAAACCACCACCCUCAUCACGCUCCUCUUCUUCUUCCUCUUCCCAACCACACUCUCCCAAAACACAACCUUCACCUUCCCUUCUUUCACUCUCCGCAACAUAACCCUCCUCGGCGACUCUUUCCUCCACGACGGCGUUGUUGGACUCACCCGCUCCACCACCGUCCCCGCUUCCACCUCCGGCACCCUCCUUUACAACAACCCCAUUUCUCAUAUACCCAAUUCCUCUUUCUCUUUCUCCACCAACUUCACUUUCUCCAUCACUAACUCAAACCCAAACCCUCCGUCUUCCUCACCCAACCACUUCUCCUUCUUCCUCAACUCCACCACCCCUUUCGUUUCCCUCGAUUUUCACACAAACAAUAACCAAAUCAGUUUGUAUUUCAACACUUCAGUCCAAGAAACCAUUGAUUUCAAUCUCACAAAUGGAAACUUAAUCACUUCUUGGAUUGACUAUAACUGUUUCAACACAAACUUCACUGUUUUCUUAAGCUAUGCAAAUUCAACUUUUUCGAAACCUGAAAAGCCUCUUUUGAAUGUUGAAUUUGAUCUUUCUGAGUAUUUCAAGGAUACUGAGUUUCUCUAUGUUGGGUUUUUGGGUUCUGCUUUAGGAAGUACCGAGCUUCAACAAAUCAUGAAUUGGAGCUUUCAAUCUUCUCAGUUUCUAGAUAAAAAUUCAUCCUUUCACCAUGUGGGCUAUGAAAAUGAGGAUAUACCUGCUUCAAAUUCAACAAAGAAAGGUCAUGGAAAGAGAUUUGUGAUUGGUUUAUGUGUUGCUAUUGUGGGUCCAUCUUUUGUCUUUCUUCUGUUAUUUGUUUUAGGCUUUUUUUCUUAUAGGAAAUGGACUAGUUUAAGGAAGGUUAACAAGAGUAAAAACUCUAUGGGGUGUCCUACAGAGUUUGGUUACAAGGAAUUGAAGUUUGCUACAAAAGGGUUUCAUGGUUCAAGGAUAAUAGGGAAUGGUUCAUUUGGGACUGUCUAUAAGGCUUUGUUUGUUUCUUCUGGUACAGUUGCUGCUGUUAAAAGAUCAAGACAUUCACAUGAAGGGAAAACCGAGUUUUUAUCCGAGUUAUCGAUUAUAGCUGGUUUACGACACAAGAAUUUGGUUCAACUUUUAGGUUGGUGUGUUGAGAAAAAUGAAUUGUUGCUUGUUUAUGAGUUUAUGGUGAAUGGAAGUUUAGAUAAGUUGCUUUAUAGAGAAGGUAGUGAGUGUGGUGUUUUGUUGAAUUGGGUUCAAAGGUUUAACAUUGUGGUUGGUUUGGCUUCUGUUUUAGCUUAUUUGCAUCAAGAGUGUGAGCAAAGAGUGAUUCAUAGAGAUAUUAAGACGGCGAAUAUAUUGUUAGAUGGAAAUUUGAAUCCGAGGUUAGGUGAUUUCGGAUUGGCGAAGCUUAUGGAUCAUGAUAAGAGUCCGGUUUCGACGUUAACGGCGGGAACAAUGGGAUACCUAGCUCCGGAGUAUCUUCAAUAUGGUAAAGCGACGGAUAAGACCGAUGUUUUUAGCUUCGGAGUCGUUGUUCUUGAGGUUGCUUGUGGUAGAAGGCCGAUUGACACAGAGCGUCAAGAGAUGGUGAAUUUAGUUGAUUUCGUAUGGGGACUUUAUGCGAAAGGGAAGAUUAUCGAAGCGGUUGAUAAAAGAUUGAACGGCGAGUUCGAUGAAGUUGAAAUGAGGAAGAUGUUGUUGUUAGGUUUGAGUUGUGCUAAUCCUAAUAGUGAUGAAAGGCCUUCUAUGAGAAGAGUUUUGCAGAUUCUUAACAAUGAAGGUGUGCCUCUUGUUGUGCCUAAAGUGAAACCUUGUCUUAGUUUCUCUUCUGGAUUGUUGUUGACUCUUGAUGAGAUUGUUUCGGAUUUUGAUGAAAGGUUUAGUUCUAAUCAAAAUAGUUGCAAGAUUCAAAUUGAAACAAGUAGUUGA